Molecule: messenger RNA, 1761 nt
Organism: Podospora anserina S mat+
Lineage: Eukaryota; Fungi; Ascomycota; Sordariomycetes; Sordariales; Podosporaceae
Exons: 1
Coding region: 1-1761 (586 amino acids)
Biological process (GO): transmembrane transport
Cellular component (GO): membrane
Molecular function (GO): transmembrane transporter activity
Source: RefSeq, a predicted model, not a curated record
AUGAGCACUCACAACAUGGCGCGCGAUGAGACAAUAACCGAUGUCGGCACCGACGCGACUGAGUCGACAAGAUUGCUAAGGGACAGAGAUGAAACCAGCACCAGCGAAAGACGACAAGAUGAAGGAGAGGCCUGGGUGGGUUACGCAGACUUUGAGGGUUUGCCUUGGUGGAGGAGACCGACAGUUUGGUUCCUCUUGGUACCAUAUGCGCUUUUUACCCUGGCAUUUGGAGGGACGGUGGUGCCAAAGCUGAAUUUGUAUGACCUCCCCCCCUCAGUCAAACAGAGGGUGAUUUUAGCUGAUUAUCGAUACAGGAUUCUCGAGCUGGUAUGCAAACGCUACUUUGCCGACCGCUCCGCCCGCGACCCAGAUUUCACCUUCACUCCGGUUGUUCCUGGCGAAGACAACGACCAAUGCUUCAUUCCUGAAGUUCAGCGGUCUGUCGCAACCUUUAUGAUGGUUCUCAAUGUUCUGACUGGAUUACUCAGCGCCUUGACGGCGCCGAAGUUGGGGUCGUUGUCGGAUCGUUAUGGCAGGAAACUCAUGCUGACGGUUUGCGCGCUGGGUGGGAUCAUGAAUGAGAUUAUUACCAUCCUGGCGGCCAAGUUCCCGGAAACGAUUCAUUACAACUGGCUGAUCUUGGGCGCGUUGUUUGAUGGGCUUACGGGGUCUUUUACGGCGGGGAGUGUGCUGAUUCAUUCGUACACGAGCGAUUGCACACCCCCUUCGAAGCGCGGUGUGGCGAUAGGGUACCUACACUCGUGCUUAUUCAUGGGGCUGGCGUUUGGACCGCUGUUAGCGGGGUAUUUCGCUGAGUGGACGGGGUCGUUGUUAUCGAUCUUUUAUGUGACGCUGGGAUGUCAUAUAUUCUGGGUGUUUUCCAUGUUGUUUAUCACACCGGAAUCGCUGUCAAAGAAGAGGCAAUUGCUGGCGAGGGAGAAGUACGAGAUUGAAAAGGCCGCGAGACGGCCACCGACUGUUGCGACAAGGGUUGGGGUGUUUGGGAUGAGGGCGAUGCUUGGACAGCAGAUCAAUGGGGUUGUGUACAUGAUGAAGAACCAGAACCCGUUUGCGCCGCUCAAGAUUCUGUUUCCCAAGGGAGCGCACAAUGCGAGGUUGAGGAGGAAUUUCUUGAUCCUGGCGUUUUUGGACAUGGUGCUGCUCGGGGCUGCCAUGAGUGGCGGGACGGUUAUAAUAUUGUACACCGAGUACAUGUUUGGAUGGCGCAACUUGGAGAGCUCGAGGUUUGUCUCGCUUGUGUCGAUGGUCAGGGUUGUGGUUUUGCUCGGUAUCUUCCCGGUUAUCAACUAUGUGUUCCGGACGAGAAAGGCUGCUCGCUUGAGGCGGGAAUCGACUGCGCCGAUUGUGGAGAAGAAUAACGGGGCGGACGAGUUCGAUAUCUGGAUUUUGAGAAGCGCGAUUCUGUCGGACGUGGUGGGAGUGAUCGGGUAUGUUGUUGUCCGGGAUCCAGCGAUAUUUGUUGGAUGCGCCAUCAUCACGGCGUUUGGUGGCCUCGGUUCAGCUACUAUUCAAGCUGCACUCAGUAAACAUGUGCCCGCUGAGCGUGUUGGUCAGCUUCUUGGAGGCAUAGGAUUGCUUCAUUCAUUGGCGAGAAUUGGUGCGCCGGUUCUGUUUAACGGGAUUUAUGCCGCAACGGUGUCGUCGUAUCCGCAGGCGUUCUUUGUGGUGCUGGCUGGGCUGUUCAGUGCUACGUUUAUCGCAUCGCUUAUGCUGAAACCUGGAGGUAAGUUUCCUGACUGA